UGUGUGUAUCCCAAAGGAAGCUCUACUGGGUAGACAGUUACUACGGCUCUCUCCACGUGUCAGAGCUGGAUGGUCGUUUCCAGAAGAAGUUGCUGAGUGGCUGCAUGGGGCCUAACGCCACCUACUGCUUUGUCCGGCCCCGUGCCGUAGCCGUCAACCCCAAAUAUGGCUGGCUGUAUUGGACAGACUGGGGGGACACCGCCUACAUUGGCAGGGUUGGUAUGGAUGGUACCAACGCCACUGCCCUCAUCACCACCAAGCUGGAGUGGCCCAGUGCCCUGACCAUUGACUACACCACCAACAAGAUCUUCUUCGCCGACUCCCACCUCAAUUUCCUAGAUUUUGCUGAUAUGGACGGGGAGAACCGCCACCGGGCCAUAGCAGGCUCCCUGCCUCACCCCUUUGCCGUCACCCUGUUUGAAGACUGGGUCUACUGGACUGACUGGAACACCCACACCGUUGAGAAGGCCCACAAGUACACUGGCACCGGCCGCGUCGUCAUGGGCAACAACACACACCGGCCAAAUGACAUCCAUGUAUACCAUCCCUACAGGCAGCCUCGCAGCGAUAACCCUUGCGCAACACACCACCUAACCUGUAGCCACCUGUGUCUGAUUGGUCCUGGUGGGACCAGUGCUACGUGUGAGUGUCCAGACCACUUCAUUGGCCUCUCCGUGGGCUUCAAGGUCCAGUGUGUGGCCGACUGUUCCAGCACCCAGUUCCGCUGCGGAGACAACGAAAAGUGUGUCUCUAUCUGGUGGAAGUGUGAUGGUCAGUCCGACUGUGGUGACGGGUCCGACGAACCCCUCACCUGCCCGCCCCGCUACUGUCCAAUUGGUCAGUUCCAGUGCCAGGAUGGGAACUGCACUUAUCCUGGCUUCCUGUGUGACGGACACGCUGACUGCCGUGACAAUUCAGAUGAGGACGCUGCCCUCUGCAGUGACCACAGGUGUGCAGAAAAUCAGUUCCAGUGUAAGAACAAGCAGUGCAUCCCUGUGUCAUUGCACUGUGACGGCAUCAUCGACUGUUCUGAUGGGAGUGACGAGGACACUGAUGGCUGUGCCCAGAAGACAUGCCGACCGGGCCAGUUCACGUGCGCAAACGGAGUGUGUAUCCCGCCCAACUAUGUGUGUGAUGCUCAGAACGACUGCGGAGAUGGAUCCGAUGAGCCCUACGAGAUCUGCAUGGGGCCAGAACAUAACUGCGACGAGCUCACGGAGUUCUCCUGUAAGACCAACUACCGCUGCAUCCCCACCUGGGCCGUGUGCGAUGGCUCCAAUGACUGCAUCGACAACACCGACGAGCAGAACUGCGAGGCGUUGACCUGUGACCCCCUGGGCGACUUCCGUUGUGACAAUCACCGCUGUGUGCCCAUCCGCUGGAAGUGUGACGGCAGCAACGACUGUGGUGACGGCUCUGAUGAGAGGGACUGCGUGCCAAGGCCGUGCUCGGAGAGCGAGUAUCGCUGUGACAACCAGCAGUGCAUACCUGGAAACUGGGUGUGUGACCAUGACAACGACUGUGGGGACAACUCAGACGAGCGCGACUGUGAGUUGAAGACAUGUCGUCCAGGGUAUUUCCAGUGUCUGUCGGGUCACUGUAUCCCCGGCGCUCUUCAAUGUGACGGACGACCAGACUGCUUGGACAUCUCUGACGAGAGCUCCUGUCCGACCCGUUACCCAGGGGGCCGCUGGUGUCCCAACCACCAGUUCCAGUGUGCGAACAAGCUGUGUGUGUAUGAGAACUGGGUGUGUGACGGCAACAACGACUGUGGAGACCACUCCGACGAGGAGCUCAUCUUAUGUUUGAACAUCACCUGUGAGAUGCCAUCYAGGUUCCGCUGCGCUAACGGCUACUGCAUCUACUCUGGGAAUCUGUGUAACCAGAAGGACGACUGUGGGGACGGAAGUGACGAGAAGGAGGACCUCUGCCGUGAGCCCACCCUGGCUCCUUGCACCCUCCAGGAGUUCAAAUGUACCAAUGGACAGUGUGUAGCCCUGCCCUAUGUGUGUGACCACAAUGACAACUGUGGGGACCUCACUGACGAGAUAGGCUGCAAUUUUGGCCAUGACCGGACCUGUGAGGAGAAACUGUGUCAGCACGAGUGUACCAACCUGAACAAGACCGGCUUCAUCUGCUCCUGUAGACCUGGAUACAGAGUGGACCCGGACAGCACCUUCAACUGCAAAGAUAUCAACGAGUGUGAGGUACAUGGGACUUGCCCGCAGAUCUGCAAGAACACCAAGGGCGGGUACGACUGUGAGUGUGCCCCCGGGUACCGCAAAGUGGGUAAUGGCAACCAGUGUGAAGCUGAGGGUGCCGGGCCUCUCCUGUUGCUCCCAGAGAAUAUCCGUAUCCGGAAGUUCAACUUGCAGAUGGAGGCCUACCAUGACUUCCUCGAGGAGCAGGAGCACAUCAUGGCUCUGGACUAUGACUGGGACCACAACAACACUGGACUCAGUAUGGUGUAUUUCACGGUGGAGGGGAAGGACAAUGCGGCAGGCGCCAUCAAGCGGGCAUAUAUACCCACAGUGGACGACAAUAGCAACAAUAUAGCCGCCGCUGUCGACCUGGGCAUCAAAUACAUUACCACGCCAGAUGGCAUCGCUGUUGACUGGGUCGGAAGGAACCUGUACUGGGCGGACUCGAGAGUCAAGAGAAUAGAGGUGGCCAUGCUGGAUGGGCGCUACAGGAAGCACCUGGUCAAGACGGACAUUGACCAUCCCUCUGCUGUGGCUGUCAAUCCUCGACUGGGGAUGCUGUACUGGGCGGACCGCGGAACCGCGGCCAGGAUUGAGUACUCAUGGUUGGACGGGCAGCACCGGAAUGUCCUGGUGCCCGACGGCCUGGGUUUUCCAACAGGCCUGUCAAUCGACUACGCCAACGGUGACCGGGUCUACUGGUCCGAUGCCAAGGAGAGUCGCAUUGAGUCGGUGCUACCUUCCGGAGAAGACCGCCGCACUGCACUGUAUAUUGAUGUGCGGUACCCUUUCAGUGUGAGUGUGUUUGAGGACCACAUUUACUGGAGCACGCAAGAGAAAGGGGAAGUGUUCCGGCAGGACAAGUUUGGCCGUGGCACCAAGACCAAGCUGCUCACCGCUGGGCCCUGGCUCACCCAGAUCAGCGUGUACCAGCAGCAGAGAUACAACUCAAUAGGCAUGAAAAACCCUUGCAAAGGGAUCUGUAGUCACUUGUGUCUGCUCAGACCUGGAGGCUACACCUGCGCCUGCCCUGAGGGAACCAGCUUUGUCUCUGGCAGCAACACAGACUGUGAUGCAGGAUUUGACCCCCCACCCACCAUGCCCCCUCCAUGUCAGUGUAUAAAUGGCGGAACAUGCUACUUUGAUGACAACAAGGCCAUGUGCAUAUGUCCUCCAGAAUGGCGGGGAGACUUUUGCGAGAUAAAUAUAUUUGGGGUGGUCGCGUCUUCAGUGGGUAUAGCCAUCGGGGUGACUGUACUGAUAGUUCUUCUCCUUGGGGGUCUGGUCUUUGCUGCCCAGAGGAAGGCCAGUGUCAUGGAGACAAUAAGCCACAUCAUGCCAAGUAUGCCUAGCUUCAGGGGUGCCCCAAAUCAAAGCUCUGACCCAUCUGAGGAGGGGAAUGACCCGGGCCCAAGCAUCAAAGCGGAGCCCUGUACUGCUGUUCCUAUGGAGGAGGCAGGGGGGAAGAGUUUUGAGAACCCUGCCUAUGCAGCUGAGGGGGUUGAGAGACCUACCCCUAACGGUAUCGCUACUGCCACCCUUGUGCCCAAUGCGACAGCAAUGGAGAACAUUGAGAACCCGUUGUAUGCUGAGGUUCGUGUGGUAGCUGAGCCUGACCCUGAGCCCGACGCUAGCGCCACACCUGCUAAUACUGUAUCAGUCGAGGGGGCCUUUGAGAAUCCAGAUGCGGAACCAGUCGCUGACGAGUCACUAAAGUGCGAACCCAUUCCUGAUGACAAUGCCGACGACAGUUUCAUAAACCCAAUGUUCUCGGAUCCCACUUACCCAUCCACCCCAGCAGACUCCUUCAUUUGACCUCCACACCAGGCAAAUCAGUGGACAAAACAACAGGACUAAACACGGGACUAAACUGAACACUAGGACUAACACUGGACUAAUCAUACCUCCCCCACCUCUCCCUGGUUGGAAAAUGGGUUAUUAAAGCUAACCUACUGUCAUUUUUUCCCCUCAAUAUAUUUCAUGAUGUGCGCAAUGAUGUGAUUUAGUGGAUUAUUAUUGGGUAAGCAUUAGACUAAUUUCUCUGUAGGAGCUGAUCCCUCGUCAGUGUUGUGGAAUACUUAUAAUUUAAAAGGUAAGAUUUGAAUGGAGAAAGCUGAUCCGAGAGCAGCGCUGCCUUUCUUUUGAUCCCAUCGAUAUGGACAUAUUCUCCAACGUAACACCGAGUGAACAUUAACUCUACGUGGUGUUCUGGAAACGCGUGUUACACCUUCAGCCGUUGUAAGAACAAUGCAUCGUUAAAACACUCACGAGUUCCAUCGCUGUUGGGAAACUGGGCCCAGAGCAGUUGAAGGAAGUGAUGCGAUAGUGGGUGAACGGUAGAACGGAUGUUUCUAGAAUGAUGUGCCUUAGUUAUAAGUAUAUAAGAUUACAAUCUGUGAUUAAUUAUAUUUGAUUGACUCUCGUCAUACAGCGAAACAGACUGUUGAUGUAUAUGAUGUUGUAAAUUAUCUUGUUUGAUACUGUAUGAUUAAACCGUUUGUUGUCGA
Messenger RNA from Salvelinus sp. IW2-2015, 4708 nucleotides. RefSeq names its product low-density lipoprotein receptor-related protein 2-like. The record is from RefSeq and is a predicted model, not a curated record. NCBI's taxonomy places the organism in Eukaryota, Metazoa, Chordata, Actinopteri, Salmoniformes, Salmonidae. Gene Ontology annotation, cellular component: plasma membrane; signaling receptor complex; apical plasma membrane. Gene Ontology annotation, biological process: receptor-mediated endocytosis. Gene Ontology annotation, molecular function: calcium ion binding; protein binding; hormone binding.